This is a messenger RNA of Eurytemora carolleeae, 1218 nucleotides long. RefSeq lists its product as uncharacterized. The transcript has 2 exons. The coding region runs from base 77 to 724 and encodes 215 amino acids. NCBI's taxonomy places the organism in Eukaryota, Metazoa, Arthropoda, Copepoda, Calanoida, Temoridae. The record is from RefSeq and is a predicted model, not a curated record.
CAAUUAAUAUCUCUAGAAAAAUCUGGUAUAAAAGCAUAGUGGGGCUUUUAUCUAUUCAGUUACAAACAGUUCUUCAAUGAAAAUCUUGUCGAUAUCCAUUCUGUUGGUGGUGGCGGUGGCAGCUAGUGAUGGGAGACUUAGGAGAAGUACUUCAAUAGUUGAUGCUACCACAAAUGAAAAACGCUCCAUAUUUCAACUCUGGGGGCAAAAGGCCAAAAACAGACCAAGACAGAGAUCAAAGAGAGGAAUAGUCGAUGCCACUUUGAAUGAAAGGCGCACCUUGUCCGAGCUCUGGGGACAAAAGGCCAAAAACAGACCAAACCAGAGAUCAAAGAGAGAUACAUCCAUCGCUAAUGCCUCUGUAAACGAUAGGCGCAGCUUGUUCGAACUCUGGGGACAAAAGGCCAAAAACAGACCAAGUCAAAGGUCAAAGAGAGAUACCUCCAUUGCUAAUGCAGCUGUGAAUGAAAGACGGAACUUGUCUGAACUCUGGGGUCAAAAAGCGAAGAACAGACCUAGCCAGAGAUCAAACGUAGAUCAAGAAACUCCAGUGAAAAGCAUCACUAGAGAUAGAAGAUAUGCUGAUGAUGAGUAUACAGAUGAUGAAUAUGAUCAAGAUCAGAGAGAAGAUAUUUGGAAAAUUGAGGAUGAAAAAUUGUCAAAAUUAGUGCACGUUGACCAUUCCUUUUAUUUCUCAGGAACUGAUCCAGUCUUUGUUGCUUAGUUUGUUCCAAACAAAUAUUUUGGAGUAGUUGGGGUCGAUAUUUUAGCAUACUUACAUCCUCUGGAACUGGAAGCACUUGCCAAAAUCUGUCCUAUAGAUGAUCAUGUAUUUUUAGCCGAGGUGUGAAAUAUUAUGUUUACCGUGUUACCAUCCUUCAUAUGUACUGUGUACAAGCCAUUUGACCAGCUACUUUUUCCAAAUCCUCGAACUUGCUCUCCGAUCAAGUUGAUAAAAUAAUUCAGAACAAAGAUUCCAUGUCGUUUUCUCGGAAGGAGUAUCGCCAGCAGGCAUAGAGCAUCUCAUAUUUAAUCAUAUGGGAAAGUUUUAGUGACUGUAACCUACUCUCCAAUUCUUUUGAUUCUCUGCAUCAAGAACUGAAGCGAUGCAAUGUUUUUUUUUGUUUGUGUUGUAUUUAUAGUUUUCUUAAUUAGAUGAUUCCAUUAUGAAAUUCUAAAUUUCAUAUUUAUUUUAUAAAUAAAGAUCUUAAAGGGAAA